UUUGUUAUUGUGUGUUUAUUUGUUCUUAAUUUAUUCCUCUCUUUUCUUCUCUGAGUCUUCCUCUCUUUCCCCAUCUUGUAAGUUACGGAGGCGGUUUAACCUUAAUGGGAUGCACAAGGCUGGCGAUGUAAUCCUUGGUGGGCUGUUUGAAGUCCACUAUAGCUUUAUCUUCCCAGAGCUGACGUUCACCUCAGAGCCACAUCAGCCCAACUGCCAAGGUUUUGACACUCCAGGGUUCAGGCAUGCCAUGACCAUGGCCUUUGCUGUUGAUGAGAUCAACAAGAACACCAAUCUGCUACCUAAUGUGACUCUGGGAUACAUUCUUUAUGAUAACUGUGCUACACUUGGUAUUGGGUUCAGUGCUGCGUUGUCAUUGGCCAGUGGUCAAGAGGAGCAGUUUCUACUUCAGGAGAACUGUUUAGGGAUCCCUCCAGUUGUCGGUAUUGUGGGCGAUCCCUUCUCGACGCUUUCUAUUGCCAUCUCCAGUGUGCUAGGUUUAUUCAAACUGCCUAUUGUGAGUUAUUUUGCUACAUGUUCCUGCCUGAGUGAUCGGCAAAGGUUUCCAUCCUUUUUCAGAACAAUCCCAAGUGAUGCUUUCCAGGUGCGUGCUAUGAUUCACAUUCUAAAACACUUUGGCUGGACCUGGGCAGGUCUGCUGGUCAGUGAUGAUGACUAUGGACUUCAUGUUUCCAGAUCCUUUCAAUAUGACUUGGCUAGGUCUGGUGGAGGUUGCCUGGCCUACUCAGAGAUUUUGCCUUGGGGCAAUGAUCCAAAUGAAUAUAAGAGGAUUGUGGGUGUGAUGACAAAAUCCACAGCUCGUGUGGUCAUUGUGUUUGCACUUAAGAUGCACAUGAUUCAACUCAUGGAAGAGGUGGUGAAGCAGAAUGUGACAGGCCUGCAGUGGAUUGCCAGUGAAGCUUGGACAUUAGUUGAUGGACUCCAUACCCCUGCCUUCAUGCCAUACCUGGGUGGCACACUGGGCAUUGCUAUCCAUCGUGGAAAAAUACCAGGGCUCAGGGACUUUCUGUCAAGAAUUAAUCCUCACCAACAACAAAACAACAGCUAUGAAAAUAGCAUGGAGAAGCAGUUUUGGGAAUACACAUUUCAGUGUAGAUUUGCACCACCUCCGGCAGGUUGGGUGGAAGCUGGAGGAGCAUUAUGCACUGGACAGGAAGAUCUAGAGAAUGUGGAGACUGAGUUUUUGAAUGUGUCAGAACUCGGACCUGAGUACAACAUUUACAAGGCUGUGUAUGCUCUGGCAUAUGCCCUCGAUGACAUGCUGCAGUGUGAGCCAGGUAGAGGGCCUUUCAGCGGGCACAGCUGUGCCAGUUUGCAAAGACUGGAGCCAUGGCAGCUUAUGUAUUACUUGGAAAAGGUAAACUUUACAACACCAUUUGGUGAUCAAGUGUCAUUUGAUGAGAAUGGUGACGCCUUACCAAUAUAUGAUGUAAUGAACUGGCUGUGGCUCCCUGAUGGAAGAACUGAGGUUCAGAGUGUGGGUGUGGUUAUAAAGUCAGCGUACAACGGUGAAGAACUCACUCUUGAUGAAGACAAAAUCUUCUGGAACUUUGACUCCAAACAGCCACCCAGGUCAGUUUGCAGCGAGGGCUGCCCCCCAGGUACCCGCAUGGCUAGGAAGAGGGGACAACCUGUAUGCUGUUUUGACUGCAUUCCUUGUUCUGAGGGCAUGAUCAGCAAUGAAACUGAUUCCAUGGAGUGCAUCAGUUGUCCAGAGGACUUCUGGUCCAGCCCCCAGCAUGAUCACUGUGUUCCUAAGAAUACAGAGUUCCUCUCCUACCAUGAGCCUCUAGGGAUCUGCUUGACAACCGCCUCAUUGCUGGGCACACUUAUCUGUGCUGUUGUCCUGGUCAUCUUCACCUACCAUCGCAGCACACCCAUGGUUCGUGCCAACAAUUCAGAACUGAGUUUCCUGCUCUUGGUGUCACUUAAACUAUGUUUCCUUUGCUCACUGCUGUUUAUUGGACGUCCCAGGCUGUGGACAUGCCAGCUGAGACAUGCAGCAUUUGGGAUCAGCUUUGUGCUUUGUGUUUCAUGUAUUCUUGUGAAAACCAUGGUGGUUCUGGCUGUGUUCAAGGCAUCCAAGCCAGGAGGUGGAACCAGUCUGAAGUGGUUUGGUGCUAUGCAGCAGAGAGGGACAGUUAUGUUUCUUACUUUUAUCCAGGCAGCAAUUUGCACUGCCUGGCUUGUUUCUUCCUCACCAGCUCCUCAUAAAAACACUCAAUACCACAAUGACAAGAUAGUUUAUGAGUGUGUUGUAGGUUCCACAGUUGGUUUUGCAGUGUUACUGGGUUACAUUGGCUUCCUGGCUAUCCUUAGCUUCCUGUUAGCAUUUCUGGCAAGAAAUCUUCCAGACAACUUCAAUGAAGCCAAACUUAUCACUUUCAGCAUGCUGAUCUUCUGUGCUGUGUGGGUGGCCUUUGUCCCAGCUUAUGUAAACUCUCCAGGCAAAUAUGCAGAUGCAGUGGAGGUAUUUGCCAUCCUGGCCUCCAGUUUUGGUCUCUUAGUGGCACUGUUUGGACCCAAAUGUUACAUAAUCCUGAUGAGACCAGAGAGGAACACAAAGAAAGCUAUAAUGGGUCGAGGCACCAAGUUAUAAAAUAACCGCAACAUGGUCAACUACUGUGAGCCAAUAUGUAUUUUAUAUUCAUUCAGUAGAGAUAUUCCCUUUAAGGGUUACUUGUGAAUUUUUAAACCUGUUUUCUCUUUCAUUGUGUAUCAGCAGAACACGGUUGCAUUGUAAUCUUUGUGGGCAAAUGUGCACCCCAAAGAGCUUUUUUUUGCCAUCGUCAGGCUGACAACAUUAUGGAAAGGAUUCCUACAAGGAUAGACCUUUUCUUUUAUAUUUUUUUUGUUUAAACAGAAACAGCUGCUACAUCGCUCUGUUCAAAGCCACCAGACUCCUUGACAAAAACUGUUAAUAUUACCUCAAGCAGUACACCUGCAACUCCUAUGUUCUGCAAGCUAAAAUACUUUUUUUUGGUAAGGGAGUCUGGUGGUGUUGAACAAAGUAAUUUAGCUAUUGUUUCUGGUUAAACAAAAAUGAUCUUACCCUUCUAAAAGGGUCUAUUUCUGUAGGGAUCCUUUCCAUAAUGUUGUGAGACAUGUGUGACAUGCAUUGGCGGUAUGCAAUUGCCUGCAAGGAUUUCAUUGCAGCCAACUGCAGCUUUACUUGCUCAGUACCUAACUAUUUUUAAAAAAUGUUGUCUGCAUUAUACACAGGCACAAAAAUAUCCAUGUUGAAAAAUAAGUUACACUU
Messenger RNA from Micropterus dolomieu (smallmouth bass), 3277 nucleotides. Its product is annotated as extracellular calcium-sensing receptor-like. Bases 110 to 2617 code for a protein of 835 amino acids. Gene Ontology annotation, biological process: G protein-coupled receptor signaling pathway. Gene Ontology annotation, cellular component: membrane. The record is from RefSeq and is a predicted model, not a curated record. The transcript has 9 exons. Lineage: Eukaryota; Metazoa; Chordata; Actinopteri; Centrarchiformes; Centrarchidae. Gene Ontology annotation, molecular function: G protein-coupled receptor activity.